GAAGCGGGCAAUUUCAGUGUGAGACGGAGCGGCGAGACCGAGCGGCGGCUUCGAGCGCUGUGCGGCGGCUCCUCCCGCCCGGGGUCAGCGCCCCGGCGCGCGCACGCGCACCCCCGCCGCCCGAACGCGCUCCGCGCCACCCGCUCAGUCCGUCCGUCGACCGUCCGUCGUCCUGUCGCCGCGUCUCCGCCGCCGCGGGCGCCACCUGAGGGAGCUGCCGCCGCGGGACCCGAGCGGACUGGAUACGACCCUGCCACCCGAGGCCGCCCGGGGCCCAGCAGCCGCCCGCAGAGGCGCCGAGCAACUUCGGUUGGCCAGCACGUUGACGGAAGUUGCCUUUUGACAUAGCUCCCACCAUGGCCGGCUGGUAGGACCACCGUCCCAUGCCCAGAAGCCAGUUCAGAAUGACUGAAGAAGCAUGCCGAACACGGAGUCAGAAACGAGCGCUUGACCGGGACCCAGCAGAGGACGAUGUGGAGAGCAAGAAAAUAAAAAUGGAGAGAGGAGUGUUGGCUUCAGAGUUAAACGCUGACGGAGACAUGAGAGUGACGCCUGAGCCAGGAGCAGGCCCAGCCCAAGGGUUGCUGAGAGGCGCAGAGGCGAUGGCCAUGGGCAGAGGCGAAGGGCAGGUGGGCGAUGGGCCCGUGGACAUGCGAACCACGCACAGUGACAUGAAGUCCGAGAGGAGAGCCCCUUCGCCCGACGUGAUCGUACUCUCUGACAACGAGCAGCCUGCGAGCCCGAGGGUGAAUGGGCUGACCGAGGAUGCCUUGAAGGAGACCAGCACUGAGGCCCUUAUGAAAAGCAGUCCUGAAGAACGAGAAAGGAUGAUUAAGCAACUAAAAGAAGAGUUAAGAUUAGAAGAAGCAAAACUCGUUUUAUUGAAAAAGUUGCGGCAGAGUCAAAUACAAAAGGAAACUACCACCCAGAAGCCCGCAGGCUCCACUGGAAGCUCUGUGACCACCCCUCCCCCGCUUGUACGGGGCACCCAGAACAUUCCUUCCGGCAAGCCAUCACUUCAGACCUCUUCAACUCGGAUGCCUGGCAGUGUCAUCCCACCACCCCUGGUCCGUGGCGGGCAGCAGACGUCCUCGAAGUUAGGGCCACAGGCGAGCUCGCAGGUCGUCAUGCCCCCACUCGUCAGGGGGGCCCAGCAGAUCCACAACAUCAGACAACAUUCCAGCACGGGGCCACCACCGCUCCUCCUGGCUCCCCGGGCAUCUGUGCCCAGUGUGCAAAUUCAGGGACAGAGGAUCAUCCAGCAGGGCCUCAUCCGCGUCGCCAACGUCCCCAACACUAGUCUGCUCGUCAACAUCCCACAGCCCUCCCCAGCAUCGCUGAAAGGAACGACAGCCACUUCUGCUCAGGCCAACUCCACCCCCACCAGCGUGGCCUCCGUGGUCACCUCUGCUGAUUCUCCAGCCAGUCGGCAGGCAGCCGCCAAGCUUGCACUGCGCAAACAGCUGGAGAAGACGCUGCUUGAAAUCCCCCCACCCAAGCCCCCUGCCCCUGAGAUGAACUUCUUACCCAGCGCUGCCAACAACGAAUUCAUCUACCUGGUCGGCCUGGAGGAGGUGGUGCAGAACCUGCUGGAGACGCAAGCGGGCAGGAUGUCAGCCGCCGUUGUGCUGUCCCGGGAGCCCUACAUGUGUGCACAGUGCAAGACGGACUUCACGUGCCGCUGGCGGGAGGAGAAGGGCGGCGCCAUCAUGUGCGAGAACUGCAUGGCGUCCAACCAGAAGAAGGCACUCAAGGUGGAGCACACGAGCCGCCUGAAGGCCGCCUUCGUGAAGGCGCUACAGCAGGAGCAGGAGAUAGAGCAGCGCCUCCUACAGCAGGGCGCCGCCCCCGCGCAGGCCAAGGCGGAGCCUGCUGCCGCCCCACACCCUGCGCUGAAGCAGGUCAUAAAACCCCGGCGUAAGUUGGCGUUCCGCUCAGGAGAGGCCCGCGACUGGAGUAACGGGGCUGUGCUACAGGCCUCCAGCCAGCUGUCCCGGGGCUCGGCCACAACGCCCCGAGGCAUCCUGCACACGUUCAGCCAGUCACCCAAACUGCAGAAUGCAGCCUCGGCCACAGCCCUCGUUAGCAGGACCGGCAGACAUUCCGAGAGAGCCGUGAGCGCUGGCAAGGGCAAUGCCACCUCCAACUGGAAGAAGGCGCCCCUGAGUACAGGCGGGGCCCUUGCAUUUGUCAGCCCGAGCUUGGCGGUGCACAAGACCUCCUCAGCUGUGGACCGCCAGCGGGAGUACCUCCUGGACAUGAUCCCGCCACGCUCCAUCCCCCAGUCGGCCACGUGGAAAUAGUGCGAGCCGGGCCCAGUGGAGAACAGGCUCCUUCCUCCCUCCCACCUGGCCCCACCACCCUCCACCCGGGAAGACACCCUGCUCCCCGAGAGGGCGAGUAAGCGCCGGCCGCGCUGCGGAAGUGAGAGUUCCGAUCUUGGCUGCAAAGUCUCAUCGACGUGGGGGGACCACUUCACAGGUGGACCAGGAUUAUUACUGGGGACCUUUCCCAUGGGCUUUCUUCCUUUCUUUGCCUUUAGUUUGCCCAACACCAGCAGAAAAGCGGACCUUGGGGGCUGGUUCUGCUCCUUGCCCUCUCCUUCGGCCCCCCGAAGGGCACGUGGACGGCUCACCCUAGACACUGUGACACGCUCGGGCAAUGGCGCCCGGGGCUUCUGAAGUUGAGCGGAGCAUUCUGUUUUGUUUUUGCUUUUCCCUCUGUCUUAGCCUCCUAAUCUUUGACUGCCUUCCUUCAUGGCAAUCUCUAGGUUGACAGAUUUUUUUUAAUCACCUCACGAUGAUGGAGUUUAAUGUAAACCGUGCAGACCCAGGGUUCCCUGCCAAGCACGGCCCCCAUGCCCUGGAGGGUGGGCCUCUGACCACCCGGCCCUUGCUCCAGCAGAAAGCCUCUGCUGCUGCUCGUCCCGGAGACCCCCGACCUUCCACACUUAAGCAGAAGAACAAACUGCAACCCAGACCCAGCCAGAGAGCCCGGGAUCCUGGAAGCCGAGAACCGUCAACAGAGUAGGGAGGAGAGAAUCGGCAGCAACAUCCAGAGCCUGAGUGGGAAGUUGGGAGGGGCUGGCUGUUGUGGUUUUUGUUGUGGUGGUUUAUUUUAUUAAAUUCUUUCCUUUUCUUUUCAUACUUUGAUGGACAACAUCCGAAGCUCUGGCCUGUGCUUCUGUCAGGUGUGUCUGGGUGGGGAGGCGCCCCUGCACCCCCCCCAGACUUCAGGGUUUAUGUUUGGGUCUAGUUUAGAACCUUCCCUUAAAGCAGGGCCAUGCUGCCAGGGUUUGCCUUCAGACUUUUUUUUUUUUUUUUUUUAACCCACCUAGAGUAUACAGAAAUGUCUUACAAAGGAUCAGGUCUGCUUUUAGUUGUGUUGUGUUUUGGUUUCUCCCACUCCUUAAAAAUCGGUCCAUGAGGAAAGGCAGAAGCUGUUGUGUGUGUGCUGCACAUGGGCCAGCUCUGUGCAGGUGUGAGGGUGUCACGUGUACGCGCACACGCAUGUGUAGAUGGGGUAUGCUGCUCCUCACUUCAGCCCCAGCCCUGGUUUUCCUAUCCAUGCAGUUAGGGACUUAAUUUAAAAUCCUUAUUUUGUAGGGCCACCUUCUUCGAAUACACUGCUGCAACAUUCUAAUAAAGGCUCAUUUAACCGCCGCCGCCCCCCCCCCCCCAUGUUGUGUGACUAUCAGUGUUUAGAGGACAUUUUUGACAUGCCGUAGAACUAGUUUUCCAAAGUGUUCUAAUUUUUUGUUGUGUAAAACCCUAAAUUUCUCAUUGAUUUUUGUUUUGAGUACAUAAUGUAGAUGGGCUGAAGGAGGAGGGGAGGGCAGGAGAAGGGUGGCUUUCAUUCCAAGAUCCAGGGAUUUGGGGGAAAGGGGAAAUUGACCUUCAGGAGGGGUGGGGGAGCGGGGAAGGGUGUGUUUUUACACCAAAAAAUCAAGAGUAUGCAAGCAUUUCUAUUCCUCUCAUUUUACUGUGUGCCUGGCAAAUAAAUACCUGUCUUAUACUACUCUGAGCUGUUAGCUCUCUCUUUUCAAUGACAUGGGCCAAAUUUUCCAAAUCCUCCGAGAAGGAGUGCCCGCUGGCCUCCCCUGCAAACUGACCUCAGUCCUAUGCAGCAACUCGGGCGUCUGGGCCAAGGUCACCUCUGCACUGGGGAUGCACCACGGUUGUUGCACCCCCGUGGGGGUUGACUGGGUCUGUGACUCCAGGGCUCAAACUGAGCCACUUGCAUUGGCCCCGAACCCCGUCCCCAUCAGAACCUCACUCUCCACUAUGCUCAGGAACCACCUCUCCUCACCUCACCUGGCCAGACUUCUCCAGGCUGUUGAAUAGGCCUUGUGAGUUCAGUACAAACUGACCGCCACAGGCGGAGGACGGGAUGGCCGGGCCCUGACCCUGUCUCUGCCUCCUGCAGCUCAGCAUUUGCAGGAACAUUCCCAUAGUAGGACAUACUGUGACAUAAAUGUAGCUUUUUAAAAGGGGGUCAAGAAGGUGAGAUGCCUUAAUCUUUAUUCAUUUCUACUGUCUCAAAACUUCUAUCUCCCCCCUUUUUUCCUUUAAUUUCCCCUUUGCAGUGUAACUUCUAUAAGCCUCAAGUGCAUGGUUCUGUGAUGAAAUUUAUAAUGUUGCAAGAAAAGGCAUUAAAUACCUCUCUGAAUACGGGAAGGAUAGUAACAUUAAGGGUUAUUCUCCCAGCCCCAAAGCCCACCCCUCAAAAUUGGCUACAGUUCUGGGAGUUUGUAGGCUGGGAGGAUCUGAUUCCCAGGAGAACCAGAGAAUGUGGGAGCCCUCAGUCCCAAAUGACAAUUGUAACUGCCCGGGAAUCUGUGACAGGAACCCCCGAUGGCAACUGGAAACUAUUCAAAACAGCUGUUCUGUGGACUCGGGUGUGGGGUUCACCAAGCUCACUUCCCCAUCUGAAGUGGCUGCCUGUGUGGGCCCGAGUGCACGUGGAUGCUCGCACAGAUAACUGUGCGUCCACUUGGAGCUGCCCACGGCUCUGGCCAUCCUGACCAUGUCAUGGGGACUCCAGUCCUCAGUGUCCCAUGUGUACUGUUGGGACCCACAUCUUUGACAAGGUCAAGAGUGGCCUUUCC
This is a messenger RNA of Eubalaena glacialis (North Atlantic right whale), 5107 nucleotides long. RefSeq names its product GATA zinc finger domain containing 2A (gene GATAD2A). Gene Ontology annotation, molecular function: sequence-specific DNA binding. Gene Ontology annotation, biological process: negative regulation of transcription by RNA polymerase II. Gene Ontology annotation, cellular component: NuRD complex. Lineage: Eukaryota; Metazoa; Chordata; Mammalia; Artiodactyla; Balaenidae. The transcript is spliced from 13 exons. Bases 384 to 2303 code for a protein of 639 amino acids. The record is from RefSeq and is a predicted model, not a curated record.